CUGAAAAAGAAUAUAGCUGCAAAAGAAGAGCAGAAUUAUGUUGAGAAAGAGAGGGAAAUAGAAAAACAAGCAGAGAAUAUUGAUUUGCUGAAAAAGGAUUUGCACAACAGAAAAGAUGAAAUUAUUUCUCUCCUUAAAAAAGUUGCUGUUCUUGAUGAAGAUUUGACAGAAAAGAGAAUAAUGGUUAAUAAUCUCAGUAAAACAAAAUUAACUACAGAACGUAUGAUUUGUGAAAACGAAAUUUUGAGGAAUGAAAAAGCGAUUCUAGAAACCAAGUUAAUUGAAACUGAGGAGUCAGUAAUGGAACUGAAUAACAAAAUACAAUCUGUGGAUGAAGAUUUAAAUCAAAAGCAGAAAGCAAUUGAUGAUCUUAUGAAGAUGCAGACUGAAGAAAAUGAUUCUAUUAAAAAAGAAUUCGAAGGGCAUCUCAAGGCUGCUGAAGUUCUGAAAGCCAAGUACACAGACUUAAAACUGAAAUUCUUUGAGAAGGCUAAAGAAUGUGGGAAUAUGAAGAGCAUUUACGAAGAAAAAUUGGCAAGAUUGAAAGAACAAAUGCAAGCAGCUUACAACAAAGAAAAAGAAAAGAUUCUGGUGCAAAACAAUUCUGCUACAAAUGAAUUGGAAAAACUUUACAAAUGUACAAAGAAAAGUUUAUGCAACACCAUGGUGACAACGCUGACU
Messenger RNA from Gryllus bimaculatus (two-spotted cricket), 681 nucleotides. The record is from the annotation of a GenBank genome assembly. NCBI's taxonomy places the organism in Eukaryota, Metazoa, Arthropoda, Insecta, Orthoptera, Gryllidae.